Striga hermonthica is the source of this 1146-nucleotide messenger RNA. Lineage: Eukaryota; Viridiplantae; Streptophyta; Magnoliopsida; Lamiales; Orobanchaceae. The record is from the annotation of a GenBank genome assembly.
AUGAAGUACUUCAGAAUUAUGAACAUGAAGCCCCGGUUUCGAUUCCUGCUAACUUGCAAGAACUCACCGAUUCACGGUGCCCCUUUUCCCAAGUCUCGCAAUUUUUCGUCCACCACCACGAGUUUGUCUAAUUUCCGCUCAAGCACCCACAAAGUUGAUUCCAAUCCCUUUUCGCCCCCUUUUUCCGGGUUCAAAUCCAUCUGGGGUCAAUCAAGAACUCUCUCAACCUCUAAUCUAAGCAACAUAUCCCUUUAUCCGUUUGCCUGCUAUUCGUCGGAUGUCCGCAGCUAUUCGACCUCGAUCGAGAGCCGUACAAACGACAAGAAUUUCGAGAGGAUAUACGUGCAGGGCGGGCUUAAUAUCAAGCCAGUAUUGGAUAAUGUCGAUUUGGAUGAGAGCUCCACGAAGAAGGGGGACGAUAGUAGGGUAGAAUUCGAGGAUUAUAGGACUAAUGGUGUUAAAAAUGAGGGUUUGAAUGAAAUUAGGGUGGGUCGGGAUGAGGAUGAGGUCGAAAAGGAGGCGUGGAGGCUGCUGAGGAAUGCUGUCGUGAGCUACUGCGGGAGCCCAGUGGGGACUCUGGCGGCGAAUGAUCCUAAUGAUAAGCUUCCGCUCAAUUACGAUCAGGUGUUCAUUAGGGAUUUUGUGCCCUCGGCUUUUGCCUUCUUGCUCAAGGGUGAGGGAGAGAUUGUGAGGAAUUUCAUGCUUCACACCCUGCAGCUGCAGAGCUGGGAGAAAACUGUAGACUGUUACAGUCCGGGACAGGGAUUGAUGCCAGCAAGUUUCAAAGUUAGAACUGUGGCUCGCGAUGAUAAUAAUUUUGAAGAGAUUCUCGAUCCUGAUUUUGGCGAGUCGGCCAUUGGCCGUGUGGCCCCUGUGGACUCUGGACUUUGGUGGAUUAUCUUGUUGCGAGCUUAUGGGAAACUUACGGGGGAUUACUCAUUACAAGAAAGGGUCGAUGUCCAGACAGGAAUGAAACUGAUACUUAACCUCUGUUUGUCUGAUGGGUUUGACAUGUUUCCCUCUCUACUUGUCACAGAUGGGUCAUGCAUGAUAGAUCGGCGUAUGGGCAUUCAUGGUCAUCCACUUGAGAUUCAGUCUGUUUUCUGUUUUACUGAAGUGGAUCAAGUGGUAGGCAUAGUCCAUUAG